Messenger RNA from Schistosoma bovis, 5954 nucleotides. Lineage: Eukaryota; Metazoa; Platyhelminthes; Trematoda; Strigeidida; Schistosomatidae. The record is from the annotation of a GenBank genome assembly.
GAUAUCGUAUCACUAUGUCAUUCUUAGCAACUGGAUCGCUCAUAGUUUUCGGACUGUUUUUUAUAUUUAAAGGCUUGCGCAGGCACUUUCGUUUCGAAAUCGAUAAAAGCUCAGGACACUAUGGGGGCGAGCUGGUUGCAGAUGUCCUGAAGGCGCAUAAUGUACCGUUUAUUUUUACGCUUACUGGAGGCCACAUAUCACCGAUAUUGGUUGCUUCAGAAAAAGAAAAUAUACGUGUGAUAGAUGUAAGAAACGAAGCUUCUGCUGUCUUUGCUGCUGAUGCUGUUUCAAGACUUUCUGGUUCUGUUGGUGUAGCUGUUGUUACAGCAGGUCCUGGUCUUACUAAUACGGUGACAGCAGUGAAGAAUGCUCAGAUGGCUGAAUCUCCUGUAGUCCUUCUAGCUGGAGCUGCUUCUGGACUUUUACGUGGUCGUGGAUCACUUCAAGAUAUCGACCAGCUUGCUGUGUUCCGCCCAAUUUGUAAAUGGUGCAGACGUGUAGAUUACGUCAGAGAGAUUAUCCCUGUUCUUUGUGAAGCAUUCUAUAUUGCACAAUCGGAUACUCCCGGACCAGUUUUAGUUGAGUUUCCGAUCGAUCUGUUAUAUCCAUAUAAAUUGGUUGAACAGCAUACUAAAUUGUCUGACAAAACAAAUUCUUUAAGGCAGAAAAUUGUAAAUUGGUAUCUACGUUUCUAUCUUUUCAAUUUAUUCGCCAAUGGUUUCUCAUCGAAAUCACAUCCAUCCAAAACAAACGGUUUAGAUGGAAUUGUUGUCAAAUCACCGAAAAUUCCGCUUCCAUCUAAAAGACAAGUAAAGAAAUUAGCUCAGCUGAUAAAACUUUCUGAAAAGCCAAUCUUACUUAUCAGUAGUCAAGCUGUUUUACCUCCGAUUUCAGCUGAAGAAACAGCCGUUCACGUUCAAACCUUGGGGAUACCUACUUACAUGUCAGGUAUGGCUCGUGGUCUUCUUGGUCGAGAUCACCAACUUGGGUUUCGUCAUGCCCGUCGUACUGCACUUCGUGAAGCUGAUCUAAUUAUUCUCGCAGGUGCCAUUUGUGAUUUUCGUUUAGAUUAUGGUCGUGUGUUAAAUCGAAAAGCGAAGAUUGUUGUAAUUAAUCGAAAUAAGAAGAACUUAUAUCUUAAUGCUGACUAUUUUUGGAGACCAUAUCUAACAAUUCAAGCUGAUGUUGGUACAACCCUAAGAGAUUUAUCACUUGAACUACAAAAUUCUACUAAUGAACUAAAUUGUUCCACUGAAUGGUUAAAUAUUUUAAAAUCACGUGAAAUAAAACAAGAUGAAGAGAUUAAACUAAGCUGUCAAGUAGAAGGUAUUGAGCAUAACAAUCCACUUUCCGUUCUCUGGAAGUUGGAACAUUAUGGUCUACCAACUGAUUCUUCCGAAGAUAGUAUUAUUAUUGCUGAUGGUGGAGAUUUUGUAGGAUCGGCAGCAUAUAUUGUACGUCCAAGACAACCGUUAUCUUGGUUAGAUCCAGGACCAUUUGGAACGUUAGGUGUUGGUGGAGGAUUCGCAUUAGGUGCUAAACUAUGCCGCCCAAAUGUAAGUUUCUACAAAUUAUUUAUUAGGGAUUAUAUAUAAAUGAAACAAAUUAGGUAAUUUGGGUUUAAACAUAUGACAGCUGCAUUUCUCCUAUAUUCUAAACACAUUUUUAGAGUUUUACUGAGUUAUAAGAUUAUUUCUUUCAGCUUUAGAAUAAAAGUCUUUUUUUAUUGGUUUUAUUCUUACGGAUUUUGCUUCUCUUAUUAACGGGUAAGUUCAGCAUAUUGUAGAGAUUUUAAUUAACCAACUAAAAUGCUCAUCUUUAAAAUGAAUAUUUAUACUUCCUUUCGAAGAAUUAUUUCUAGAAGUUUCAAUAGAAAUCGCAGAUAUUCCAUACAACUUUCAACGAUAAAUCCAUUUCUUCUUGUUGAUGAUUUUGGUUUCUUUAUUCUUCUUUUCUUCGUUUUUCUGUUAAGUAUUUCAGUUGUACAGUAUGACGACUUGAAAUUUCUGACUUUUAACUGUCAACUACUUGAGUUAAGUUGCUUGUAAGAAGUUGAUCAUUAUGAUUAUAAACAUUUGAAAAUAUUUUAUAUACGACAGAAUCGGAAAAUUCCGGUAAUCAUAUGCCUCGAUAACUAUAUCCCGAAAACAAACAAAGAAAAAGACGAUAAUGAUUGGAAGCGAAAUUCCGCUUUAACGUAAACUGAUGUAUAAAAGUGAGAUGUUUAUGCUGAUUAUCUACCAGAAGAGAAAUUGUGUUAGUUAUGACUAAUUGAUUCACCGUGCAAGGAUAUAACAACGAUUCUUGAUGGAAUGUCUACAGCUAAUGGUGUCUGUUACCGUAGUAUCCUUCAAUAAAAGCAAAGUCAAAAAUGAUCUUGUCAAUGGGUCCAUAUUUAUAAAAACAGGCAUUAAUAUAGGGGAGUCUAAUAAGAAGAGGCAUUAGAAUGGCUCUUCAAUAAUAUAAUAAAAUUAACUCCAAAUACAUUGACUGAAAAAAUAUAACAACUCAAGAACAAGCUUCAAAAAUGUUCUGUGAUGACGUCGUAUAGAUGUAAAUCUAAUUUUAUAAUAGUUUGAUGUAGCUUAGUGUACGAGCUUAAACUAUGUGGUAUUCCGCGUUAAUAGUCUAGUAUAUAUAUGUUUCCACUGUGUACAACUAGUUUGGUACGCAUGUCUACCUUCCUGUAUUUUCCUUUUUCCAUAUUGCUUCUGAAUUCUUGAAACAUCACUUUAUUUUUAGUUCAUUAUGACUGUUCUUUUUUUAGAGCAUCAAUGAAUUUUCAUGUGCACAGAUGAGCGGCACUAACGAAUGAGUUGAGUGAAGACUCUCUCCCACCUCCCCAUCCCAUAGAUCUUUUCAAAUAAAUCUUCUACAACGAAAUCUACCACAGCAAAAAUUAGAAAAUGCUACAAAACAAGCUGAAAUAUGAUUUAUUAUAUCCUUGUUUCAUAACCUAAGGACUCACCGAUCACUUUAUAAUUAUGCCCAUCUUAAUUUUUCCAUGUUCUAAUAAUAACUCAACAGUUUGUAAUUCGGUUUUUAAUAGUUGUUCAUUGUCAAAAACUCAAUUUUUAUUUACUUUUUCCCAUAUAGGCUACUGUCUGGGUUAUUUAUGGUGAUGGUUCAGCAGGAUAUAGUUUAGUUGAAUGGGAUUCUUUAGCACGUCAUCAUGCUCCUGCAAUUGCUGUUAUUGGUAAUGACGCUUGUUGGUCACAGAUUGCACGUGACCAAGUUACGUUUUUCCGAUCCAAAGUUGGAUGCCAGUUAAACUACACACCAUAUGAAGUAAUUGGAUCAGCUUACUGUAGAAGUGUUGCUCCUGUAUCAGAUAAUUUCAUAACUAAUAAUAGCAAUCCGGUUAAUGGUUUCUUAGUUGACAAACCUCAGUUGGAACAAAUAGUUCAUAUAUUUGAUGAGGCUAAACGACUUUCAAAUAAAGGGAUACCAUCUGUUGUAAAUUGUCUUAUCUCCGCAAGUAGCUUUCGAGAAGGCAGUUUGUCUGUUUAACACACUGUACCUAGUAUUUGUUUUUUUGUAUAUGAAUUUUAUGUUCAUUUCUGACCAUGUAAAUUUCGCCUUACCAUUAUAUCUAUUUACUAAUAAAUAUUUUUCAAUAAACAUAUAUCUUCACUAAGUAGUCUUUCUGUUCAACACUCUGUAACUGAAUAAUCUGCGGUAUUUUUACUCCAAUAUGUCAUUACAAUAAACUACAAUAGGCUUUCACUACUCUCAUUACCAAAUCUUUUGGAAUUAUUGGACGCUAAUGCUCAGUUAAUGUUGGAUUACGAUGUAUAUUUGAAACUACUCCCCAGUGUUUACACUUUCAGCAAUUUACUGUGUGUAUCAGGACUCCACUGUAACAGCAAUGAUUUUCAUGUACUGAGCUGUCGAGACGAUAAUUAUAUUGAGGGAUCACUUGACAUUAUCUGUUUUGUAUUAGUGGUCCAGACAUACCUGACCCAACGUUUGUCAUAAGGUGUGAAAUCUUCAGUCCAUCAAGAAUGUCUUCGACAUUGAUGUUUAAACCGUUGGUCUCAUUGAACGUCCACUGAAUGCUCCCAGUCAAGGGUCCGCACUAGGUCACAUCUAGAUUCGCUGUGCUGCGAAUCUCCCAAAGCAAAUAGUCACCUUAGUCUAUAUACUUCUUGAUACAUCAACUAUCUCCUAAAUAUAUCUUCACAUGCCAUUUCUGACUCCUGGUAUGACUGCGUUUGGCAAUCGGGAAGCCGGUUGAUUGUUAAGGUUAAAAGUAUGUCUGCCUUAACGUGGGUUUACGCAAAUCAUUGGCGUAAAACACCAUAACCUACUAUUUGACUCAAGCAAACAGAGGUUAGUUAGAAGACAUACUAAAUUAUCGAGGAUAGAAUUCCUAUCUGAUCAGUGAAAUAGUGGUAAACCGGUGACGGAAAGUUCAUUUUCUCAGACAUCCCAAACUCAGAGGACUGAUCACAAGGGACUAAAUAGUUAUUGAUGAAGACCAACACGGACUGAUGAAUCUUCAGACGACCCUACACAUUCGUCUACAUGAUACUGCUCUGUGCUUCAUGUGAAGCUAGAGGAAGCAAACCUAAUUGACCGCUGAACGUGUGGUGCCUCUGUAGUUCUCACAUUCGCUCAAAUGUCUUUUCUUUGGUAUCUUGGUGAGAUGUCCUUAUUUCCAGUCUAUUAGUGGCACUCUUCAUUCCUAAAUCUUUCUGAAUAGAACGUAGAACAUGUUUGCAAUCACUUCUAUGUGUGACUCAGUGCUUCGGCCGUUACUUUGUCAGGUCAUACUGAUUUACCACUCUUGGUUCAUCUGAUGACUAUGUUGAUUCCCUCGAUCGUUAAUACCUGAUGCUAUUAAUAGGUUUUGCCUUUUAAUUGGAGUUCACUGAUGUUACAUUGCUAUGGAUUUGUAGAAGAAAGCGAUACCAUUCAAAACGUGGAUAGGUAAAAGGAACACAAGCGAACAUUAAACGUUUCAACAUGCUUACGAGUUCAGGGUAUACAAAAUUCAGGAAAAACUCAAAACACUGUAUUAUUUAUUGUCAAAGAAGGAGCAUCACGUUUAAGAUCUUUUCCGGUUAAUUCUCGAAACACGAUUGAUUGACAUACUCUCAACAUAUGACUCAAGUAGCAAGAAAGCCAAAUUUCGACUAUGAUAUCAGACAUUUGUUAGUAAAUUACGAGCUGUCAAUCCAGAUGUUUCGUUCAACAAUAAUCAUAACAAAUUUCAAAAGAAGUUUUCAAAUUUUAGGUUUCUGGGGCAAAAUUUUCGUAAUGCCAAAUAAGAACUUUGUGAGACUGAAAAUGUUCAGGGUAUAAGUAAUAAACGAACAAGAAAAAGGUCUGAGUAAAAACGAACUUAUUCGAAAUCUAGCUAAAAUUAUGAUAUUCACAAUAAUGAUUAACAGUCAAUUACAUACGUUGGAUUCUUCUUGGAAUAAAGUGAUAUAUCGAGUAUCCCGUAAAAUUACGAAAACAUUCUUUUCUGUGGCGAUAGGUGCAAUACUUAAAUCACUUAGAAAGUACAUGAUGAAUGCUUCAAUAACAUUCCCCAUUAGCAUCCUCUAUUUUCUGGUACCGAGAGGUAGGUGUUUCGUGAUACUGCAAUGAUAUAUUAUAUUCACAUUUUUGUGCGAUCCCACGAUAAGAAAUGGUAUCUUGUAACUCAUUCCAGAUUUUGGAAUCAUUCUGUAUAGUGGUGUUCAGGAACAUGUGGCACAAAGUGGUUGUUCAUCAUGCAGCAAUAAGUUCUGUGACCAGUAACUGGGUCAUCUAGCAUAUCAGGCAUAUCAAACAAAACAAAGCAAGCAAGCAGUCAUUCAAGAUAUGCUGAGAUAGAAGUAAUCAAACUGAAAUUUCUUAACUGUGAAGAUGCCAUAGGUAUUCGGAGUUUGACCAACAACGUAAUUCAUAGCUGUGUAGCGGUAAAUAAAUCCCCAAAAUAAAUAGCUCUGUAAGUUUUAGAC